Molecule: messenger RNA, 6657 nt
Organism: Leptidea sinapis
Lineage: Eukaryota; Metazoa; Arthropoda; Insecta; Lepidoptera; Pieridae
Product: ATP-binding cassette sub-family G member 4
Exons: 12
Coding region: 153-2027 (624 amino acids)
Cellular component (GO): plasma membrane
Molecular function (GO): ATP hydrolysis activity; ATP binding; ABC-type transporter activity
Source: RefSeq, a predicted model, not a curated record
GUAUCAAUGCGUGGCCAGUCGUUAUCGGCGGUCGAAGCGGUGCGCGUGUUUACAUCUACGAAAAAUUACAAAAAAAAAAAUAUUGUUCCUUAUGGGCUUACAGUGCAGUGGUAUUUAAUUUUAAUAAUUGAGUUAUUCGGUGUACUUUCAAAAUGGCCAGUGCUUUAGCUAUGUUGCAAGAAUUGGGGCAAAAAGUCAAGGGGAAGGAUUACCAGGAAUGCAGAACCCUGCAGAUAAAUAUGCCCCCGCCAACUAACGUUGAUAUUGAGUUCAGGAAUAUUUCACUGAGCGUCUGGAUUGGAUUAAGAAAAAACAAAAAGAAACAAAUAUUAAAGGAUGUGUCAGGCCACUUCAAGUCCGGAAACCUCACUGCCAUCAUGGGACCGUCUGGAGCAGGGAAGUCUACCCUUAUGCAUGCGCUGACAGGCUUCGGUACUAAUGGAGUGAAGGGCUCAAUACGAGCUGGUGACAAAAUAUGUGAACUGGGGAAAGGUAAAUCGUUGGACGCUUUAAAAGCGUAUCGGAAGAGGUUGUGUUAUAUCUUACAAGAUGACAGACUGAAUCCACUGUUCUCUGUCAGCGAGCUCAUGAACUUCGCUGCCGAUUUGAAAUUAGGAAAUAUGUUGACACCGAAACUAAAGGCAUCUGUGAUUGCAGACAUUUUAGAAACAUUAGGAUUAGUUGGUACGGAGAAUACGAGAUGUUGCAAUUUAUCUGGUGGUCAGAGGAAGAGGCUCUCAAUAGCAGUUGAAUUGAUUGAUAAUCCACCUGUCAUCUUCCUGGAUGAACCCACCACUGGUUUGGAUAGCUUAACAUCUGCACAGUGUAUGGGGAUGCUGAAAAAUCUUGCCCGUGCUGGCCGUACCAUAGUCUGCACAAUACACCAGCCAACAGCACUCAUUUAUAAGAUGUUCGAUCAGGUGUACGUGGUUGCAGAAGGAAUGUGCAUUUACGACGGGCCCAGUGAUAACACAGUUCCGUAUCUGGCGACGAUGGGCUUCCAAUGUCCAAAGUACCACAAUCCAGCCGAUUAUAUAUUAGAAAUAGCGAACACAGAAUAUGGCAACUUUAACGAGCUCUUGGCAGCGAGAUGUUCUCGCGAUCAAAAAAGUGAGAAGGUUCAACAAACAGAGCCAGUUUCACCAACAUUCACACGAGGAAAGAUGUCCAUUAUGGUUGGCAAGCCGCACGAAGUAUAUAAGUUUUGGAUCUUGUUGAAGAGAUGCCUUUUACAACAAUACAGAGACUGGACGGUGACCCAUCUGAAGGUGUUACUACAUUUAUUGAUUGGUGUACUCUUGGGGCUGGUGUUCGACCAGUCAGGGAGCGAUGCCUCUAAAACCUUUAGCAAUCUUGGCUUCUUCCUCGUCUCUACCGUGUACCUGUGCUACACUUCACUUAUGCCGGCUGUAUUAAAGUUUCCCAGUGAGAUGCCAAUAUUAAAAAAGGAAAAUUUUAACAAUUGGUACAAUUUGAAGACCUACUACAGUGCUUAUUUGAUUACAACAAUACCAAUUCAAAUAUGGUUCAGCCUUGUGUAUUCGGCGCCGUCGUACAUACUGACAGGACAGCCGAUGGAGUGGUCACGCUUCGGGAUGUUCGUUCUGGCGCUCGCUAAUGUUACGUUACUGGCGGACGCCAUUGGCAGCGUCAUUGGCUCAUGUCUCAACCCUAUUAAUGGAACCUUCAUGGGCGCUAUAACGACGUGCGUCAUGCUGGUAUUCGCCGGUUACUUGGUGCUGGCGGCACAUAUGCAUGCCGUCAUGAAGUUCGUAUCGUACGGCUCCUUCCUCAAGUACGCCUUCGAAAGUGUAGUACUGUCUAUCUACUCAUACGAUCGCCAGCCGCUCAACUGUCCUGACUCCCGUGUCUACUGCCAUCUGCGGCAUCCAAGGGAAAUCUUGAAGGAGUUGAGCAUAUCACCCGGCAGCUAUUGGAAAGAUAUCAUGAUAAUGGUGAUCGAGAUUGUGGUGCUAAGAAUUAUCGCCUACUGGACCUUACGACGGAUGCUUAAAAAGUCUGUUUAAAAUAUAAGUCUUAUUUGUAAGAGCUAUUCGUAAUGAUUUUAUAAUAAUUAAAAUUUCUGAAAUUUUGUUUUCUAUGCCCAAGAGAAUUUCGUUGUUGAGCAUUGAGCAGCUGUAGUGUUAGAUCAUCUCAGCAGACAAAUGACAUUCGAUUUUAAAUAUCAGAGUCACGGGCGCAGUGAAAUAUAACGACUUUCAGCUGGUCUUCUGCUCGUUCUGUCGUUUACUUCCAUAGGUUCCUUACAACACGACAGCAGUGAAAACUUCAGCAAGACUAAACUGUUUUUUUGUUCUGUAGGUUAUGAUUAAUAAUAUAAAUAUAUCAAUAGAAUCAUCAUUGUAUAUAAGCUAGGUAGGUACUCUGGGAAAUUCUGUUCUGAAUGAAGGAGCUCCCUUAAUCGACUCGAGCCUACCUUUUUCUGAUCGAACGUAUAGAAUUUAAAAACAAACUAAAGCUUAAGUUUUAGUUUUUUACUUAGUUCAAACUAAACUUCCGCUUCGGUGUCUCAAUCUCAUUUAGGCCUAUCGCAGACGAUAGACUAUCCGUGACGCACUUUUUAGUCUAUGAUAAUAAAAUCUAUAGAAUUAUAAGCAGUAACGCAUACGGUGGUGAUUCUCGUAAGCUGAUGAAUUGAUUUCCAAAAAAAACAAAGGUCUAAAAGAACGAGUUUUUUCCAAGCUUUCAUUUAUAAUGUAAAUAUAAAUCCAUUUUAUGAAAACAUGGAACAUACCAUAAUAACCGAUCUCUUAUCAGUAAAAACAGUUUUUUUAGUUCAGGGAAUUCGAUAAUAAAAAUUAUUUUUAUUACCACAUCAAAGUCAGAUCAGGUAUGAAAGAAGAUUUAUAUUUUUAAAUUAUUGUAUUUAUUUUAUGAAAACGUUACCAAUAUUUUACAUACACUUUUUAAAGCAUGGUUCAAAUGAUUAGCAGAUCGUUAAAUGUUACUAAAUUACUUUCUUACUAGUAACAGACAUUUUAUAAAAUUUAUUUGGAUAUAGUUUUAGAAUGCUUAAUAGGAAACAGUCCCUUUAACAAUCUCUAUUUAUUCUUCUUUUUUUGUAUCUCUAGUACGAAAUAAUACACCGCAAUCUCUGUACUUGCAUAGCGUGUAAGUUCCUACAGUUCUGACGACAAAAUGACCGGAAAUGCGCGGUAGGCCUUAAUAUCUCAAAAUGAUAAUAUAGUGUUUAGCGCGCCUACGGAGUUUUCACUUCAAAAAUUGAUACUAAAAUAUAAUAAUUCACUAUUAUUGAAUAAACACAUAUCCAUAAUUAUAUUUUGCCGCAGGACGGUUUUGUUGGUUCAAAACCAAUAUCCUUCAAAGAAAGCAGAAACAGAUUUAUCGUAAAGAAUUACAACAACCACAUCAUUACAAAAAAAAACAUUUUAAUAUUUUAUAGAUUCACAAGUUUAUAAUGGUGGUUAAGUUAGGUUAAGUCGGAUCUAUUAUAAAAAUAUAAUAAGUAUUUAAAUUAUAUACCUGUUCAAUAUUGGUAUCAAUACUUUAGGUAUAUUGGUUAUAGUUAUUUAUGUAACUGUUGUGUAAUAAGGUGCAUUAAAACACAAAUGUGGGUUUAUGACACGAGGCGAAGCCAACAUAAAAGCCAAAAUGAAAACUCUCAUGUGAUAAUAGUAUCACAUGUGUGUUUUUAUACCUAAUUAUCAACAGUUACAUACAAGACUUUAUCUACACCCAUAAUAUGAAACCUCUAUAAAUGAUUUUGAAACAGUUAGCUUACUGCUAACAUUUAAAAAACCAGUCGUAGUAAUCAUCCAAACGAGUGUUGUAAUGUUGUAUUGAAUUUCAUUACAACACUCGUUUGGAUGAUGUAAUGGUUAUUAGGACAUUGGGUGUUUUAAUGUUGGCAAUAAGCUAACUGUUUUAGAAUCUUUAAUUGAGCAUUUAAAGCAUGGGUAGUAGAUAAAGAAUCAAAAUAAAUUUAAAAUAGUGGAGAUUAUGAUGAUUGAAACAUUUAAGGAAAAAUAUGGGAAUAGUACAAAAGUAUGUGCAAGCUUAGUUAUAUAUAUAUAGUUACCUAAAGCACAAGAUAAUAUAAAAUAUUCCAGUUGUUUUUAUUGUUUUGUAUGAUAAUAAUAAGUUUAAGGCAGUACAUAAUAAUAGGACUUACGCUCUUUACUAAAUAACUAAUUACAAUUUUAUUUAGUAAUUUAUCUACACCCAUGCUUUAAAUCCUCUAUUAAACAUUCUGAAACAGUUAGCUUAUUGCCAACAUUAAAACACCCAAUGUUCUAAUAACCAUUACAUUACCCAAAAGAGUGUUGUAAUGUUGUACUGAAUUUCAUAACAACACUCCUAUGUUUUUUUUAUCCCUUCAUGCGCAAAGAGUUUCAACAUACAGCCACAUUCUUAUUGCUCGAUGCAUGGUAUCUGUAUGAAUUUCAAAAAAAAACAUUUUCGUUUACGCGCGCUCCACACUCCCAGAACGUCACGCGCCGUAAAAAAAAAGUAGGUUAUUCGAAUCCCCGCCAUUUUUCUUCGAUAUUUUUAUUGUUUUGUUUAGAAAAAAUGAGCGAUUCAUUUUAAACGCUGCAAAAGAACAUUAUAUUCGAGUGAAUUUUAAUUUUUGCUCUAUACAAAAUGUAAAUUACUACUAAAAUAAAUAAUUGUUUCAUUAAUACUUAUUUUAUUAGUACAUAAUCAGUAACGAAGGAUAUUAGGUUACUACUAGGACUGGUGUUUUAAUGUUAGCAGUAAGCUAACUGUUCCAGAAUCUUUUAGAGGAUUCAUAUUAUGGGUGUAGAUAAAGUCUUGUAUGCAACUGUUGAUAAUUAGGUAUUAAAACACUCAUGUGAUACUAUUAUCACACUCGGCUUCGCCUCGUGAGAUAAAUACACAUUUGUGUUUUAAUACCCCUUAUUACACAACAGUUGCAUAAAUAAUUGUAAUCAGUAAUUUAAUAAAGAGGUUAAAGAGCGUUUUUUCGAAUUAUUUCAUUGUUUGAGAUUGUUUGUAUUGGAAUUCCAUUUUUAUAAAAUUGUAAAUAGAAACGACAAUGUGUUUGGAAUGGUCAUAAAUAAAGGAAGACUUACAUAAUAAUUUCACGUGAAAAAUAUGUGUUGAUUUUUACAUUUUAUUAAUUUGUUUGUGUUCACUAUGUCCGAUUUCUUGCAUUAAUUCAAUAAUAGUGCCACCCUUGCCGGUUACAUAUUUGAUUAAAAUUUUAUAAAUAUAAAAUUAGAAAUUAGUUAAAAUUAAUAAUUUUAUUUAUGUCUUCUAUACGUCCUUUGAAAAUAUUGUCAUAUUUCAAGCUUAGAUUACCUAUAGCUAAGCUAGGGGCGGAGUAAGAAAAAAUACCAGUCUAUAAUUUUUUUGCAUUGCAUUUAGUAUAUAUAAUAUUAUAUUUUAUGAGUAGGGUUUCUGACUAAUUUAUUAUAUAAGGGGACCAAAUAUUGUAUUAGUUUGGUAAUUUUUUCGAUUACUUAUAGUUUUGUAUGAUAGUACCUAUAAGGUUACCAAUUUAGAAAAUGUUAGCAAUUAAUGUAUGAAAGUUACGAUUCUUCGAGCAUAAUGUUCUUUUUAUCUCUAUAUAACUUACCAAUGUAUGAUAGCAAUAAAAAUAUACUAUUACACUUUAUUUCCAUCCUUAAUAUAAUAUAUCACAAUACAUACAUAAUAUACCACGGACUAGUAAAAAAAUAAGGACCAAGCGCCAUGAUAUUAGCAAGUGAAGCACCUUUAUGCUAGUGUGUGUGCGGUUACGGAGUAUACCAGAUACACAAUUUUUUCUCCCUUAAAUAAUCAUAUAUCCACAAAUACUUUAUAUUAUAUAGACAGCAUUUUUAAAAUAUUUCAUUGCGACGCAAACUGAUCUGUCACAGACGAUGGCAAAUCUCAUAAUAGCGGCCGAUCGGCUUGUAUUAGUGUAAGUGGCGCUAUGUAUUUACACGUUUACUGGCUUGUUUUGGUGCUUCACUGUUAUGUAAGGUGACACGGAGUCCUUCUCAUUUUACUCGUCCGUGACAUAUACAGGGAUUUAAGUUUAUGUCUGAAAUUAAUUUAUUCAGACUUUUCACUAUAUACUACUUAAAAUUUCAAUAGAUAUAGACACUAUGUAGAUUGAGUGGAGAGAGUUUUAUGGUAAACAAAAUUAAUAUACACAAAAUUGUAAACGGUAAUUGCUCUACUUGGUAUUGGUAGGUAUUGUAUUUUGUUUAUAGUUAGGUAUGUAAGUGUAUUGGCAUUACUGCGAUAUAUUUUUGAAGAUGGUAAAUAAAUUAUGUACAUUAAGAAAAAGGUGGAAUCUAAGCGAGAUUUUCGUCUGCAUAGAAAAAUUAUUGGAUUGUUUAGAAAUAUUGCUUUCAACAUCUCAUAGAUAACAAUGGAGGAAGGUAUGGCAACUUUCAUACACCAAAUUGUUGAAAUAAUUAUUAAGUAUCUGUGCAAUGCUUUCGUCUAUGAUUUAAGUGUACUAGGUAAUAAUAAUAGACAUCGGCCUUGUGAUUUGUAGUAUACUAUCUAUAACAGAUCUGUGAUCUUAUUAUUUUUAUAUAACUAUAUUUACAUUUAAUUCAGCUAUAAGUAAUUUUAUAUAUUCAUUUAAUUAUAAAUGGUGCAGCAUAAGGAGUAGUAUAGCCUACCUACUGUUUACACAAAUAUUAAAUUUUUUGCAUA